CACGCGCCCAAAUCUCGAGAAAAGUUCCUCCGAGUUGACGGUUGUUUUCAUAUGAAAAUUUUAGUAUUCCUUUUUUGUUGUUUUCAUUUUUAUUACAAGGCUGCAUGAAACACUCGUUUACUUUUUAUCAAAACUGAACAUUCUCAGCAUAAGAUGGAUAAGGAAAUCUCGAUACCAAUGUAUGACCCAGACCUUCUUCAAUUCGAAGAAUUUUGGAUUCGAGUAACUGCUGCAAAUAACUCCAAAGACAUUAAAGGCAUAAUCCUAGACGAUAUUCAUAUAAAAAACAUGAACAAGUUGAGUAAAGAAAUGAAAAUAUACUACAACAGUGAGGAUGCAGAAGUCAAUAAAGUUGUUUUAGGGAACUAUUAUGCGGUUUUUGACGACCAAUGGCACAGAGUCAAAUGCCUAAAUUGCGAUUUUCAUAGAAGAAUUGCUUCUGUUUUUUUUGUGGAUAGAGGAGAUAAAGAUGAUUUUCCUUUUACAGAACUGCAAAUUCUGCCUCCUAAAUUUUGUCAAAUGCCUGCUCAGUUUAAUAAUUAUAUUGAUGUUCCUAUUUUAUCAUCUCAAUUUUUUGUACAAGAUGAAGAAAUGAAUCUAAAUGAAAUCAUUUUGAAACAAAUUUUGGACUCGAUGGAUCUUAAUAAAAUAACAAAAGAGGGUGCUCUCCAUGUGGCCAAAAUAUCACAUGUUGAAGAAAAUAAUCUUUUCAUGCAGAUUAACAAUAAAGCAUUCGAAUAUUUAAACAGAUUACUUGAAAAAGCUGUAUUACAAAUACAGAAUAAUCAUAAUAUUAAUAAAUCACAAAUUGAAAUUUUUCAACUCGAAGAAUUAUAUUUAGUCAAUAGUUUGAAAGAAAGUAAUUGGUACAGAGCUGAAGUUAUCCAAAUUGAAAAUGAUAAUUAUGUACGAGUUCGAUUAAUUGAUGUUGGAAGAAUUGAAGAUGUUGAUAAAAAAGAUUUAAUAUCAAUUCAAGAUAUAUCAGAGAUAUUAAAUAUUUUUCCUAAACAGGCCAUUGAAGUAAAAUUGCAUACAGUUUCACCAAAACUAUUACAUGAUGAGGUAAUAGAAUAUUUACAACAAUUAGCAAAAUGCUCGGAUCCAUUUUUAGUUAAAAUUAUUGAUCAUCAACAAGAUGUCCCUAUAGUUCAGCUAUGUAAGAGAGGAGAGAACAAUCAAAUCAUUUCUAUUAAUGACAUUUUACCAUUUGAAACACCUUUGCAAUUUUUUCAUCUCAAAUAUCCUUCCAAAAACAUCAACUUUAAGCUACUUGAAUUGCCAGAAGAUGGAUCAUAUUUUGAUGUUCAUAUUACAAUGGCUUCUAGACCUGAUGAUAUCACUAUACAGCUUUUAUGCAAUCUUUUUAAGUUAAAGAGAAUGACAAUUGAUCUAACAGAAUCCUGUGAAAGUUUUAGUGGGACACAUUUACAAUCAGAUGAUAUCCAUGUGGGCAAUGCUUAUGCAGCCUUAAACAUUGAAGAUGAUACUUGGUUCAGAGCUUAUGUGUAUAAAAGAAUAAGUCAAAGUGCAUUUGCCGUUUUUUCCGUGGAUUACGGCGAUUACAGAAUUGUGCGCUUAGACGAUUUGCUGCCUUUGCCAGAUAAUUUUUGCGAAAUUCCAUGUCAAGCUGUAAAAGGAAGACUUGCUAGAGUAUCUAAUGAAAUUGUCAAAAAUUGGUCUGCAAUUGAAAGCUUAAAAUUGAACGAUCUCAUUGUCAGUAAAAAUUUCGUUGCUCACAUAACUGAUCGAGAGUUUAAUAGGUUUACUGUUAAUAAGGUAGUGCUAAAUUUAGAAUUAAUAAAUACAAGUACAGAGGAAGAUAUUAAUAUCAAUGAAGUAGUAGAAAGCUGGAUGAAUUAA
Molecule: messenger RNA, 1860 nt
Organism: Trichogramma pretiosum
Lineage: Eukaryota; Metazoa; Arthropoda; Insecta; Hymenoptera; Trichogrammatidae
Product: tudor domain-containing protein 1-like
Exons: 8
Coding region: 154-1860 (568 amino acids)
Biological process (GO): spermatogenesis
Source: RefSeq, a predicted model, not a curated record